GUGUCAUUUAGCAGCAUGCCAACUGAGAAGAAGAUCAGUAGUGCAAGUGACUGUAUUAAUGCAAUGGUUGAAGGCUCUGAGCUCAGAAAGUUUCGAUCCAACUCUAGAGUAUAUCACCGGUACUUUCUUUUAGAUGCAGAUAUGCAGUCCCUGCGUUGGGAACCUUCAAAGAAGGAUUCAGAAAAAGCAAAGAUUGAUAUUAAAUCAGUCAAAGAAGUGAGAACAGGAAAAAAUACAGAUAUAUUCCGCAGCAAUGGAAUUUAUGACCAGAUAUCAGAAGACUGUGCAUUUUCUAUUAUUUAUGGAGAUAACUAUGAGUCUCUAGAUCUCGUUGCUAACUCAGCAGAUGUUGCAAACAUUUGGGUAACUGGGCUAAGAUACCUAAUUUCUUAUGGAAAACAUACACUAGAUAUGAUAGAAAGUAGCCAAGAUAAUAUGCGGACUUCAUGGGUUUCACAAAUGUUUAGUGAAACUGAUGUAGAUAAUUUUGGACAUAUAGCCCUUUAUAAAGCUGUUCAGUUUAUAAAAAAAUUAAAUCCGGGUUUAAAAACAAGUAAAAUUGAGCUGAAGUUCAAAGAGUUACAUAGAUCCAAGGACAAAACUGGUACUGAAGUCACAAAGGAAGAAUUUAUUGAAGUUUUCCAUGAGCUUUGUACCCGACCUGAGAUCUACUUCUUAUUGGUUCAGUUUUCCAGCAAUAAAGAAUUCCUAGAUACCAAGGACCUUAUGAUGUUUUUAGAAGCAGAACAGGGAAUGGCACAUGUCACAGAAGAAAUAAGCCUUGAAAUUAUUCACAAAUAUGAACCAUCAAAAGAGGGCCAGGAAAAGGGCUGGCUCUCAAUAGAUGGUUUUACUAAUUAUCUUACUUCACCUGACUGUCAUAUAUUUGAUCCAGAGCAUAAAAAGGUUUGUCAGGAUAUGAAACAACCUUUAUCCCAUUAUUUCAUAAACUCAUCUCACAAUACAUACUUGAUAGAGGACCAGUUCCGAGGUCCGUCUGAUAUCACAGGAUAUAUUCGUGCUCUUAAAAUGGGUUGCCGAAGUGUUGAAUUGGAUGUAUGGGAUGGUCCAGAUAAUGAGCCUCUAAUUUAUACAGGACAUACAAUGACAUCACAGAUAGUCUUCCGCAGUGUAAUUGACAUUAUUAACAAGUACGCAUUUUUUGCUUCAGAAUACCCUCUUAUUCUGUGUUUAGAAAAUCAUUGUUCUAUUAAGCAGCAGAAAGUUAUGGUUCAACACAUGAAGAAAAUUUUGGGCGACAAGCUACACACACAGUCUCCAAACAUAGAAGAGUCUUAUCUUCCCUCACCUGACUCACUUAAAGGGAAAAUACUAAUUAAAGCAAAGAAGCUUUCCUCUAAUUGCUCUGGGCUAGAGGGAGAUGUUACAGAUGAAGAUGAAGGAGCAGAAAUGUCACAAAGAAUAGGGAAAGAGGGUGCAGAACAACAGAACACUGUGAUAGUGAAACGAUUUCAGCUUUGCAAAGAGCUUUCCGAAUUGGUAAGCAUAUGUAAAUCAGUUCAGUUCAAAGAGUUUCAAGUCUCAUUUCAGCUCCAGAAAUACUGGGAAGUUUGUUCAUUUAAUGAAGUGCUUGCUAGCAAAUAUGCCAAUGAAAAUCCAGGAGACUUUGUAAAUUACAACAAACGUUUUCUUGCCAGGGUUUUUCCUAGCCCUAUGAGGAUUGACUCUAGUAAUAUGAAUCCCCAGGAUUUUUGGAAGUGUGGCUGUCAGAUAGUAGCCAUGAACUUUCAGACACCUGGCUUAAUGAUGGACCUUAACAUUGGUUGGUUUCGACAAAAUGGAAAUUGUGGCUAUGUCCUUCGUCCUGCCAUCAUGCGAGAGGAAGUAUCCUUCUUCAGUGCAAAUACAAAAGAUACUGUGCCUGGAGUUUCACCUCAGCUUCUUCACGUUAAAAUUAUUAGUGGGCAAAACUUUCCUAAACCCAAAGGGUCAGGUGCCAAAGGUGAUGUUGUAGAUCCUUAUAUAUAUGUAGAAAUUCAUGGAAUCCCAGCAGACUGUGCAGAAAAAAGGACAAAAACUGUGCAUCAAAAUGGAGACAAUCCAAUUUUUGAUGAAAGUUUUGAAUUUCAAAUUAAUCUUCCUGAACUAGCUGUCAUGCGUUUUGUAGUACUAGAUGACGAUUACAUUGGGGAUGAAUUUAUUGGGCAGUACACUAUUCCCUUUGAGUGUUUACAGACAGGCUAUCGGCAUGUUCCACUGCAAUCUUUAACUGGAGAAAUUUUAGCACAUGCUUUCUUGUUUGUACAUGUUGCCAUUACUAAUCGAAGAGGUGGUGGGAAACCUCAUAAACGGGGCCUUUCAGUGAGGAAAGGAAAGAAAUCCAGGGAAUAUGCUUCUAUGAGAACAUUAUGGAUUAAACCCAUAGAUGAAGUAUUCAAGAAUGCUCUCCAGCCUAUACGGGAUGCCACGGAUCUGAGAGAAAAUAUGCAGAAUGCAGUAGUUUCAUUCAAAGAAUUAUGUGGCCUUUCUCCUGUAGCAAAUCUUAUGCAGUGUAUUCUGGCAGUGUCUACCCGCUUGGUCGGACCUGAUAGUACACCCUUGGUACUACUGAAUCUCAAUGAUCAGUAUCCCACUAUGGAGAUCCAAGGGACUGUUCCAGAGGUCUUGAAAAAGAUUGUAACUGCAUAUGACAUGAUGAUUCAGACCAUCAAGACUCUGAUUGAAAACGCAAAUAGUGUAUAUGAGAAGAUAGUACAGUGUCAGAAGGCAGCAAUGGAGUUCCAUGAAAACCUGCACAAUAUAGGAGCAAAGGAAGGUUUAAAAGAAAGGAAACUACAAAAAGCAGUAGAGAGUUUUACCUGGAAUAUUACAAUUUUAAAGGGACAAGCUGAUCUUCUAAAAUAUGCUAAAAAUGAGACAUUUGAGAAUCUGAAACAAAUCCAUUAUGCCGCUCUUUCAUGUGGACUCAAUAAACCAGGCACUGAAAAUGCAGAAGUCUCAAAGCCCCGUCGAAGCCUGGAGGCCAUACCUGAAAAGUCAAGUGAUGAAAUUGGAGAAUGA
Emys orbicularis (European pond turtle) is the source of this 3021-nucleotide messenger RNA. It is a transcript of the gene PLCL2, whose product is annotated as phospholipase C like 2. Bases 16 to 3021 code for a protein of 1001 amino acids. Gene Ontology annotation, molecular function: phosphatidylinositol-4,5-bisphosphate phospholipase C activity; inositol 1,4,5 trisphosphate binding; GABA receptor binding. The transcript has 5 exons. Gene Ontology annotation, biological process: lipid metabolic process; release of sequestered calcium ion into cytosol; phosphatidylinositol-mediated signaling. The record is from RefSeq and is a predicted model, not a curated record. Lineage: Eukaryota; Metazoa; Chordata; Testudines; Emydidae.